Messenger RNA from Saccostrea cuccullata (small rock oyster), 1488 nucleotides. RefSeq lists its product as uncharacterized. The record is from RefSeq and is a predicted model, not a curated record. NCBI's taxonomy places the organism in Eukaryota, Metazoa, Mollusca, Bivalvia, Ostreida, Ostreidae. The coding region runs from base 16 to 459 and encodes 147 amino acids. The transcript has 4 exons.
CAUUGAAGAUUAUUCAUGCAUGCAGCACUUCCUGGUGCAUUGUGGCCACACUGUUACAAGGAGAAGGACAUAUCCCCUAAUUGUUUCGAUUUACAUUUAAAUCGAGGGAAAAAGGUUAAAUUGUGUUCGAGAGGAGAAAAAACUGGAAUGGAAGACUACAUCUAUGGAAUCGCAGUUGGAAUCAUUUUAUUUAAGUUUUUGCUUUGGAUGUGCAUCUGUGUCAUUCGCUCUAACAGAAGAGAACACCAGCGAACAACUCGCCGAUAUAUUCUGGCAGUCCCAGGAAGAGGUCAGAUUCUCCGCGUACCAAAUACAAGACAGGCUCAAGAUAAUGACAGGGCAUCGAUUGUGAAAAACGAGGAGAUACCACAAACUCAUUGUCCCCCCGGGAUGCCUCCCCCAUACACGUAUGCAGAUCUCCCUAACAUCAAUAGUGGACGACCGUCCAGAGUUGUCUGAGGACCAUCUAAUGUUAAAGACAGAUAGACUCUUUAUAAGCUUAUAAUUGCCUCUAAAUAUAUACCUUUGAUGAUUGUUAUAAAUUUUUUGUCUUGGAGAUUUAACAUGGUUAUUGUUGCUAAGAAACAUGACUGAUUUAUAUUUUAAAAUUGUUUUCUAGAAAAUUUCAUUUUGGUUAAUCAUUAGUUUUGAUGAAAAUGUCUAUCUUUUUUUUUGAAAUACUGAAUUACUCUAGAUGAAAGAUAAAAAUGAAACGGAAUCAAGUCAAGUUAAAGUAUACACAUAUGUCAUGAAUUUUGAAUGUGAUAAUUACAUACAGGAUGCUGUUAAAUAUAUCAAUUAUUAGACUGUAGAAUUGACAGAAAAAAGUGUUUUAAAUUGGAAUGGCUUAUACUCUCAUAAAUGGCAUUUUUUGUUGGGAUCGUUAUAUUAAUGGUGCCACUGUUUUUCAUUAAGGCGCCUGAUCCAACCUAUGAAAUUACCAAGAAUGCAUGUUUUUGCCCUCUUCACAAAUUUAUGCAUUCAAUCGAUCGCUGAUCGUUAUCUGAACCUUUUAAGUUGCGCUUUAUUCAAAACUUAUUUUGGCAAUGAAUCAUCACUUUGGCAAAACUACAAACUACUAAAAAGUGAGUGUCAAACUAUUUAUAUUUCUAAUAUAUUGAAAAAAGGUUUUGUGAAUGUAUUUAAUGCCAUUAAUGUUAUUCCAUAGACCAGUGUGAGGAUGCCUCUCCGUAUUUCACCACUAAGAGGCAUGUUAAGUAGGAUGUGUACAACUUUUUGAUGAAUUACCGGGGGUAUAUUUCUAACAUUUAAAAAAGGACUGUUUACGUGGAGAAAUGAUUUGAACAUUGUUUCAUGUCUUUAGUUUGUUAAAGUAAUGACACACGCAUUGUUAUUUAACAUAACUCACUCAAAAUGCUUAACUUAAAUGCUUAACUUAAGGACAGAUGAUACAAACAUACUUUAAUAAAAAAAUUUUGAAAAUAACAACUUGGGUCAUGUUUUAAUGAAUAAAAUGAAUAGAUUUCA